Mobula hypostoma (lesser devil ray) is the source of this 5196-nucleotide messenger RNA. It is a transcript of the gene lca5, whose product is annotated as lebercilin LCA5. The coding region runs from base 266 to 2419 and encodes 717 amino acids. The record is from RefSeq and is a predicted model, not a curated record. Gene Ontology annotation, cellular component: axoneme. The transcript is spliced from 8 exons. NCBI's taxonomy places the organism in Eukaryota, Metazoa, Chordata, Chondrichthyes, Myliobatiformes, Myliobatidae. Gene Ontology annotation, biological process: intraciliary transport.
GGCAGCAACAGGGUGUAUGAAGGAGAUUGCGGGUCACUAAUAGCAACGGCCGAGCGUUCGGGCCAUCGACAGUGUGGAGAGCGCGGUUUCGCGACAUCAACCGGCAGCGACGGCUGGCGUGCGGGUCGCCAGGAGUUGCCCUAGCCGGAAGCGGGGCCCAAGGAGCGAGGCAGGACACGCCAAGCGAACGGACCCUGCCAACUCGACCAGACAUUGCCUUUCAGCCCCGGCCCCCCUGGGGCUGGCGGCCGAGGUCGGAGAUUCUAUGAAAAAUCUGUCAAGAAAUAACAUGGAUUCCCAGAAUGGAUACAGUGAUGAAGACAACUCAGGAAAUUCAGAAGUUGGAAGGAGUCUAUGCUCAGGAGCAAGCACACAAAGAAAGUUUGUGACAAAUGGCAAAAAAGAAAAUAAAAGCAAACCAACUCAGCUUACUGGGAGUACUAUGAGAGAUCAUGAAAAGACUGAAAACAUGGACUAUGACAAGAGUAGUGACUCUUAUUAUUCAGAUGACUAUGAUAAUUCUUCAUAUAUGUCUGAUUCUUAUUGCUCAGAAAACUCCAGAUCCAGAACACCAAGUCCAAGGAGAAAGGGACAAGUAAAACAAAAGGUUAGCAGUUAUAUCCAUGAUCGAGCUGUUGGGAAAUCUGGUGCCAGGCAACCAGCUAGCCAUGGGAGUCGUCGAUCCCGGACACAGAGAUUAAACAAAGAACCUGUUUCUAAAGACAUAGACUUGGUGACUAAACGCAUGUUAUCUGCUAGGUUGCUAAAAAUUAAUGAGCUUCGAAAUGAGGUUACUGAGUUGCAGGGUAAACUGGAGGAUUUACAGAAGGAAAACAAAGUACUAAAGCGCCUCCAGUACAGGCAGGAGAAAGCUCUUAGUAAGUUUGAAGACACAGAAAAUGAGAUCUCAAUGCUCAUAUCUCGACACAACAAUGAAGUCCGUAUACUUCGGGAAAGGCUUCGAAAAUCACAGGAAAAAGAGAGAGCAAUGGAGAAACAAUUGAAAGACACAGAGGAAGAACUUCAUCGAACAAAAAACUCUCUGCUGAAAUUAAAGAAACUUUCAGAGGACAAACAUUUGAUAGAGAGAGAUGAAUUGGCCCAGAAACUUGCUAAAGCUGAAAUCAAAAUGGAAAACAGUGAAAGGAGAAUUAAGGAUCUGCAGAGAAAUUUAGAGUUGACCAACAACAGUUUCCUUAGACAAGUGACUUCUGAACGCAAGAAGGCGCAAGAAGCACAGGAAGAUAUUCGGAAUCUCCAGGAGGAAAUUCAGCGCCUUGGUCAAAAACUAAAAGAGAAGGAAAAGGAGCUUGAUGUGAAGAAUAUUUAUGCCAAUCGUAUACUGAAGUCGUCACCAAAGAAAGAAGGUGAAAGCACACCUAAGAGAAAAGCAACACCAUCUAGUACGGUUAAAGGAGUACAGACUGAAGAAUAUUUCUUGCCCUCAGUAUUUCCAACUCCACCCCGAACAACAGGCGGUGAAGAAGAAAUGAGGAUAAGAGGAGACUGUUCCCAAGCGAUACAAGAACACCAUGACAGAGAGACUCUGGGAUGGACAGAAUGUCUAAGACAAGAGGAGAUACAAGAAACUGUGCAAGAAUCGGAAGAGAAGCUGAAAAGAGAAGAACAACAACACAGGUUGGAGUUAAAAGUGGAGAAGCUCAGGGAAAGUAAGGAAUGGGAGCAGGAAGAGCAAGAAAGAAAAAGUGAGGAGAAAGAAAAAGAGAAAAAGAAAGGAACAAAAUUAAGAGAAGAAGAACAUGAAAACGCAGAAAAAAUGGAUGAAAGGCGUAAAAAAGAAAUUCUGUUGGCAAAGAUGCGAGAGAUCGAUGAAGAAACCAGUGGAAAUUCCUUGUUUUCUCCACAUGAAAAUACUUCAUACACAUUUUCCAUUGGCAACCACUCCCCAGAAAGAUUACAGAAAAACAGGAACUUUCCAGAGUCGGGACAAACACCAGCAGAGACUUAUGGUCGUAGAAUCUACAAGGCCACAGAUAUAGGUAAUGAGCUGAGUUUUGGUACGUAUGCACCCUCCUUUGGGAAAGGAAAUGGGAGAAUUGGACUUGUUAUUCAGAAGGGCAGUAACAAAGAGGAACAAACUAAUGGUUAUUUUGACAUUCCUGUUAAAGACAAAAAGUCUAAUUUGAUAGAUCAGUUGUUUGGUUCUGGGAGUGGUGUUAGAUUCACCUCCAAGGAGGAUGAUGUACUAUUGAAUCCUAUACAGAAGUCUAAUUGGAAUAGCAACCCCUUCCCUUGGGAAAAAACAAGCUUGCACACAAGGAAAAAUGAGAUGGGUGAUCAUGUCUUUACUGAUGCUAUCACCAGUUCCAAUCGUCACCGCUCCAAGUACACCUCAGUGAAACCAGCCAUAAAAACAAUUGAUUCUCCUGAGGAUGAAAUAGAAGAGGUAGUAUUGUGAAAACAGAAGUGUUAUAAUGUUAUUUACAUAUGGAGCCUUCCCACAGAAAACAGUAAUAUAUUCAACACUACAUCUACAAACUUUCCAAAGUGAACUAACUCAGUGAUUAGUUUAGCUCAGAUUGUUAAAAGGUAUUUGUAUCAAAAUAUAAAAUGUUUAUCUUUGUUAUUUAAAAAGUUUCUGAAUUAAUGAUUUAUAUAUGCCUGUCAAUUGUAGGCAUAUUGAUCUAUUUUGUGAGUUUACAGUUUAUUUUCUAAAUUGGCCUAUAUCCCACAUUCACUCACAGUAAGCCUGUGGUAACAUUUCUGUAGUCACAUGAUUCAAUAUCCUCUUGUCAACACCAUCUUUGUCCAUCUGCAAGGGAUGACAAAACCAUAGAUGGCUCUCUGUUUUCAAGUGUUUCCAUGAGCCUCUGAUUAAUAUUUAAAUAUUUCUAUGAUUUUUAGAAAUUACCAACAUUUAUAAGUUUACUUAAAUGCAUAUUUAAAUUAUAGCAAUAAUUAGAUUAUAAUAAUUAAAAUAAAAGUUUGAGAAAAUAGCCCACCUAAGCUUCAAUGCUUAAUUAAAUGACGUUAUACUGGAUACAGUAGAUACAGCUACUGCAAAGCUGAGGGAACAGAUGUGAAGUGAAUCAAAUCUCUCAGCUCAGGAUAAUAUGGCAUGCCCUUAUAUUCAAUAGAAUCCAAGGGUAGAAUCAGAGUUAAAAGCACUGGCCUAGAAGUGUAGUGCCCAUAUGCCAGCCUUUCUCUGAACCCCUGGCUAGUGAGCUUCAUCUGACCAAUUGUUCUUUUGUUCCAUUCUAUGGAAAACGGUAUUGGCUUCUAUUCUUUCUCCUAUUUUCAUUUUUGUUGGAUAUUAGUUUUAAAGGUUUGCUGGUAUCUGUUUGGCAAUUAUUUUAAUUCCCCAGUUUUAAUUGCCUCUGACUGUAUAUUGUAGGUUCACAUUCACCUCUGCUCCAUUGCUGAAAUUUAUAGCUCAGAGAUAUCCUGUGUCAAUACAGUGAUUUUUGUGUAGCAUAAUCUGUUCUGCUUUGGCCUCAAGGAGUCUCCUGCAGAUCCCUGAAGAAGGGUUCUAUCAAAUGUGCUCUGAUCAAGAUGAUUCUGUGCAUCUCUACUCUGUCCACUUCAAAACUAACAGUAAGCUUAGGGAGACAAAUCAUCCUUUACGUGUUUUUCGGUGUUUGUGCCUUCUCUGGGUACAAGCUCUGAUGUACCAUCUAGGAAACCUAUAAUCUGAACAACGUUGUGUGGGUAGGGAAAUGAUGGAAUAGAACCAUGUCUGAAAACUGAAAUAAUCUGUUGCCAAGUUAUAGCGAACAAAUCAAUAAGGAUGCACUUAUAUUGUUAUGAAUCAAUGAGUUCAUUGGGAUCUUACCAUUUUGGGUUCAGGUCUGAUUGCUAUGGCAAUAUCUACUUGAAGGUUAUAUUGAAAACCUCCAUAAAUAAUGUUAGGCGUUUGAAUUAUUGAAGAAAGUUGUAACUAUUAAUUCCAGAGCAGGUAACAGAGGAAAUAAAAAUGUUAGGGGAAUUUUAUACAAUGACAAGUAGAUACAAAAGACAAUACAGAUACAUCAAAUGAACAGUUUAUUUGUCAUAAUAAUUUCAAUCACUAUCCUACACUACAUGGGUAAGAAAAGUGAGAUUAAGCAAAUUUAGCCCCUAAUCAGUAAAUUCUAGUUAACUCUGAAUUGUUUGCCAGGUAAUACCGUAGAGGCCACUGUGAUGUAAGGAGUAUUUUAACUGAAAGCCUUCAUUUAAAUGAAUGAAUGAAAAAAUAUAGCUUGAUCAUCAGUUUCUCUGUUUCUCAUCCCUUUUCUUGUGGUCUACGUAUCAGUUGUAGUAUAAUGUAUUUUCAAGGUGGAAUAAACUUCCAAUUGUUAGUUCGUUCUUGAUAUGAAAUAUUUAAGUUCACUGACCAUUAUAUCAUGCUAUCUACAAUAAUAUAGUGUUUUCUGGGUCUGUAUCAGGAGAAAAGGAUGACACCAUUAAUCUAUUUUAAUGCACAAUUAGAAAGGGAUUCUCUGCAGCCUUGUGAUCCUGCUGAUGAUUAUUUCCAAUGUUUACUGUGCUCCUUCACUCCUGAUACAAUUCUUAUAAAGUGAAUAGACAUUUGAAAUACUUAAUAUAUAACUUUCAAGACAAUAAAUAAUUGUUAUUUAGACCAAAUGGAUAUAUGAGGUAAAGAACAAGAGCAGAAAAAUUUGCAAUUUAUAUACUUUGAAUUCCAUGAUUAAUCAUGUUGCAUUUCCCAAAAUGUUUCUUCAAAAGCAUUUAAUAUACUUGUGUGAGAUAUGACUUUUGAGUAAAGAUUUUUUUGACCUUUAAUUUAAAAAAAAUCAUGCUAUGUAGCACUUGCCAUCAGGGUGGCCAAUGGUGUAGCAAGCCAUAAUUGCUAGGAACUUGUUAGUAAUUUUAUUAUUUUGAUGUGGCAUUUUCUAAAAAUGAUUAUUGGCAAAUAUGAAGGUCUGUUAGAUAAAGGGUUUGGCUUAUUCCUCAUUUAGCUGCUUAAAAAUACAAUUCAGAACAGUCUGAUUUACUGCAAAAUUUUACUUUUAUCUUGGAGCACUUGCUGAUUAGUUCCUAAUGAUGUUUAAGUUUCCAAAACCGUUUGCCUGUUAAUUACUGUACAUAUUGAUUGUGCAAUUUCCAGAGAAUAGGUCAAGUAGUUAUAAAUGCCUAUUUAUUGCCACAUUGUAUUUUUAUACAGUUUUAAACCAUUUGUUAAUUUCUGCUUACCUUACUGUUAUGCUACAUAUUUGAUCCUAAAAAUAAAGUUCA